AUGUCUCUCGAACUGCAGUUCAAGCAUCCCAGCCUGCCGUACUGGUUGCCUGUGAAUCACCCUCUUCUUCCUUCUUGUCUCCACGUCUCUCAGCCUGUCCCUUCUUCCAGCGCGUUAGACGGAAAAUGCCGGGGAGCUCUCUUGGAGUCUUUCCGGUUCUCUGGGACGGCGACCCAAGCAGAUGCUGGAGAACAAGGACUGCACACGCGUCUAUCCGAUCCAGGUCAAGCGCAAAAGGAAGGCGGCUUUGUGGGCGAGCAAGAGUCAAAGGCCCGGCUGAAGUGGGCAAGCGCGAGGAGCCGAUGUGCGUGCUCUCUCGUGCCUCCCCAGGAGACUCUUCAGUCGCCGGACAUCGACCUCCUUCGCCUCGGCCCAAGUCAGCAGAUUGUCUUUGGUAGGAAGCCAGGACUGGACUCGUCGCCUGUCUCGUCUUUGUCGUCCACCUCUAUCCCGUCACUUUCCUCGUCUCCUGACUUAUCUUCCUUCGCUGCUUUCCGCUUCGCUGCGGAUCCGCUUUACCGCACCGGCAAUCUUCUGGCGAAGCCGGGCGAUGUGUCUCGGCCCAGGGCCAAGUUGAGGCGUUCAGCCGCCAGCCAGGGGUCUCCUGUGUCUUUUUCUGAAGCAGAAAACUUUUUCGGUUCUCAGCCAUCGGACAGGGCGGAAUCUUCGCUCCCCCCGCUCUCUUCUGGUCGACGCUCUGAGUGGCCAAAUCCCUGCUCGAGGCCCUCUACGCAGCCUUCCGACUGUGAGCGAUCGCCGCUGCCGUGUGAGCCGUGCCCCGCCAAAGGUAGAAAGGUGCCGAUCCACGACGAUCCAACGGACGAGGGGAAGGCGCUUCUCUCUGGUCGUUCUCGUCCACCGAGACACAGCGAAGACGUUCUUUCCUGCUGGCGGCGCUCCUCUGGCUCCUCAGCUUCCCCGUAUUCGGAAGCGAGAGAACGAGUGAGUCCUGCGCUCCGAAAAGACGGAACGCGAGAGAGGCCAGCUUCAUUGUGCCCAGUACAGACCGUCUACCUGCCGAGCCUCGACCCAUUGCUGUCUCGGCAGCACUUUUGUGUGACACGCAUCGCCUCUGGCGCUUCUGAAGGCAAUCCCAAAUUGUGCGAGGCGGGCGAGAGCUCAGAAACACAGUUCCCACGCUUCGUUCUCACCAGCAAGGCCGCCGCGCGAGAAGCCACGUGCCGAGAAGGAAAGAGAGAAGAUCUGGACCCGCGCGCCGCCGCCAUCAACAAGACAUUUGAGCAAGGCCUCCAAGGUCUCGUUCUUGUCAACUCCUCUUCGGCCCUCUCCGCUCCUCUCGAUCUGCGGUCCCGUCUCGGCCUCUUGGCUCCGACUGUACGCGCUGCUGUCGAGGCGGCGAUCGACGCGUCUGAAGCCUCGGAGCAGCAUGCAGAGAGUCGCUUUUUCUCGCCGUGUGGUCGCGGCCUUCCUCCCGGCGGCACGGCGCAUGCUCGCUCUCUGGACGGUCGAGACAGAUCUGCAACGGCGCCAGGAAGCAACAACGACCCGUCACGGGCGCCUCGGUGUACGUACACCCACUUCGUUUACCAGCCGCAUUUUCUGCAGGAUGGCGACCAGAUCUACAUUCCAGUCGAUGACGCGUUCCUAAAGAAACCGUGCAAGGCAGACACCUUGGGCUCGGCGAAGAAAGAAAACUGCCAAAGACUGUCCAACGCGUCGACGGGAACAGAGCACGAUCCGGACAGGCCGCACGGUUUGUCUCGGCACGCGGCCAGUGGUCCCCGAUCUUCCACCCUGGAAAUGCCAUCGACCAGUGUCUGCCGUUCCUGCGGAGAGGCAACGCCCCUGUUUUGCUUUCGAUACGUUUUCCACGCCGCAGCGCACCCUUCUGCGGAUUCUUCGCGGCCUAUGUUGUCUGAAGCCUCGUCUCUCUCUUCCGCGGCUUCUUCACUCGUCGCUUCCUCGCCUCCAUCUGGCCCUGCCUCAACGGCCUCACCCUCCGCCUCCCUGCCUGUCUCUGUCGAAUCGUCCUUUUUCUCUUUUUUCGAGUCUCACGCUUCGUCCUCGCCACUGUCUUCUUCUGCGGCCGCGCCGACACGCUCCUCCGCGUCCCUCCCUUCUACCGUCUCUGCUGUUGAGACUCAUCCGCUCCCGGGCUCUUCGUCUCCACCGUGUGGCGCGUCUUCUUUGUCCUCGCCAUCGCCGCAUCCUGCGCGCUUCGGGUCUUCUAUUGCUGGCAAGCUGGGAUGGUCCUCUGCUGACAGUCACGACCGAAGCGCACCGCGUUGGAGACACAAAGAGCAUGAGUGCGCAUGCGACCGGACAGUGUCGAGGGAAACUCUUGGCACCCGGCACGCGGCCGACGGGCCCUCUUUCUCGGAGUCCCGACCACUGCCUGAGGCUCCACUUGCCGGGGCGAAGGCCGCGUCCGCGGUGGGAGACUCGUUUCGUGCGGGCCUCACGGAUCGAACGGCCGAGGGAGACGGCCGAAAGUCGGACGGAGACGACCAAGAGAUCAAGAGCGGCUCGGCCUGCGCGCGAGCAAGGAGCUGGAGAGAAACGAUCGGAGUGGGAGGGGAGACAGAGAGCUCGGACGGGUCACAAGAAACAGUGGAGCAAGACAGCCGGGAAGACGAAGCGAACAGCGAGGAACGGGCGGCCGCCCGCGAGGGGUUCCAAGGAGAAGCGGAGAUCACUGGACGCCGCGCCAGUGUGGACAGGAACGAGGCGGAGCUCGCACCCCCCCAGCUGCAGCGCACGAGGGGACGAGGAGACAGUGACGACGUGCGGUUCCGCCUUUGGUGGAGGAGCGAGAAACUAGAGAGACCCUCAAGAGGCGAUGGAAGUGAGGAGAUCGCUCAAGCGCUGCCCGACUCGCCGGGCGCCGCUUCUGGGAGCUAUGGACAGGACCAACUCGCCGGAGGUCGACGUGGUGGCGCGCAUCUGUGGCGCGAAGACGUCGGUUUCCACGGAAAACGUGAACGUUUUCUAGAAACCGCGAAGCGAUCCGGAGAGCGAGAGGUGGACUGUUUCUCGCCUGAGGUUCCCCCGAGGGCUUCGGGGGUACACCGCGUUGAGAGCCAGACGAACGAUGCGGACUUGGAGGAACUGAAGGCGCUCUCGUUUGAACUCGGAGACGAAGGACAAGCUGUGGGGGAGGCGACUGGGGAGGCAAGUGGAGCUGAAGAACCUCGGUGUCACGCCCUGCAUGGAUCAGCCACGCGGCGAGACGGAGAGGCGAAGGGACGUCUUGGGUUGCCGUCGCGGGCCCGCGAAGCGGGGACGAAACCCAACGUCGAGGCGGCGUUCUUGUCGCCGCGAUGUGGGCUGGGGCGAAGUCCUCGGAGCGUCUCGCAGGACGAGCGGGCCUCAGCUCUCUUUCAGUCUUGCAGAGAAGAAGAAGCGGUGUCUGGUCCUCCCGCUGUGCCUCGGCCGCCGGAACGAGCCUCUCCCUCGAGGGUCUGCUCUUCCCCCGCGGGCUUCUCCCCACGGAUCACGAGAGCCGCAGCCGCUGGCGGGGCGGCGAGGCGGCCAGAAGGGCGACGCAGCGGGCGGGCUGAGGGAGACCCCGCAGACGGCGAGGGACGGCGAGUCGACAGCCGACACGGAGACGACCGAUCGGGCGGCUGGCGCGUGCCCAGCGCGGGAGAAAGGAGCGAUCGAGGAGCAACUGGAUCGGAAGGCGACCGCAAAGAGGAACAAAGGGGACGGGACUGGGAACGGCGGCGAGGGAGGACGUUGCCGAUCGAGCAGACGACCGACGAAAUCGACGACAUCCUCAACACGGAUUUCAACAACCCGGAGGAGGCCGAGGAGCAGCGGACUUCCCCGCCGGGUCCUUCCUCACGCGUUCGAACUCGCGCCUCGGCGUGGCGUCGCUCUCCAGUGUCCCCGCAGGCUGAAGUCUUGGAGUCGUCUUCCUCGUCUGGGCCCUCAGUCGGCCCACUCUCUGCGUCGCCUGGAACCGCCGUCGACUUCUCCCCGUGCCUGUCUGCUCGCCCCUCGGUUGUCGCUUCCGCAGCGGCGCUGUUCAGCUCACCGUCCGUCUCUUCCGCCGCGACAGACCCGAACGGCGCGGGCCUCUUUUGCUCAGCCGGGGACAUCUGCGCCAUUUGCACCGAGGAGCUUUUUCAGAAAGACGAGAUCGGCACUCUGGCGGCGUGCGCGCACCAGUUCUGUUUCACUUGCAUUUCGCGGUGGGGCGGCAUCCGGAACUACUGUCCUCUGUGCAAGCAGGAGUUCCGAGAGAUCUUGCGCCACCAUUUCGCCGUGUGCCCGCGCUGGGGCUCUUCUCCGCGGGGGUCCGAGAUUCCUGCGUCUGCUUCGCCGCGACGCAUCCAGCUCAUCCUGGACGAGACGGUGGCGGUCAGCCGGCGCGUGGCGGGGCGCCCCCUCGGGGACGACUCCGAAGCCGCGGUGGCCGAUUUGCUCGCCGAGGACCAGGCGAGCCGCGGGGCAUCGCUGCCGGCGCCGGGCGGCUGUCAGGUGUGCGGUCGCGACACCGACUGGGAGCAGCUGCUUCUUUGCGACGGCUGCGAGGACGGCUACCACUUGUACUGUCUCACGCCGCGGUUCUACGCAGUCCCCGAGGGGCCGUGGUACUGUCGUCAGUGCUGUGCGGUGUCGACGACUGCGGAGACGAGCACUCUGCAGACGAUUGCGCGCGAGCGCACGCGCCUGCUCUCUUCGGCUUCUCUCUCGUACUUUUUGAACGACGACGAGGGCGACGCACGCUCCCGACGCCGAAGCCAGCCUGGCAGCCGAUCCUCAGUUUCGCCCUCCGUCCCCGCGCUCUUUUCGUCCCCAAAUGCUGUCUCCUCGGGGCCCCGGCAACCGCUCUGCGCUGGCGACGUCCCGGCCGGCGGGGACGAGCUCGGCGUUUCGGAGGGCGGCGAGGCGAGAGUCGCCCGAGGCCAUCCGAUGUUCAGGGGCCGGCGCAGGGGCCGAGGCCUCACGGGCCGGGUGCGUGCCGUCUCCAGGAGCCCAACGGGGCUGUCUCGGUCGCCGAGCCCCGCAGGUUCCGAGCGCACGCCCGCGGUGUCUGCUCGCCUUCUCCACGGCGGCGCACCGCCCUUUGAGCGGUUCCGGACUCCAACGGAGACUCUGGCCAGCUACGAGCGACGCAGAGGCGCCCAAAUGGCCUUCCGGGACCAAGUCAUUCGCCUGCCUCCCGUCACCGAGAGUGCCUCGCAUGUUCCUCCCGCGGGCUCCGGCCGGGGCGAGUCGGACGAGACUGGCCGAAGUGGCGACGAGCACGAGUCCAGCGCGUUCCGCAGACGCCCAGGGCGCCGACGGUACUUGAUCAGUGUCUCCUCUUCUGACGAUGAGAGCGGCGGAUGGCGGCGGUGUCCCCCGCCCCUCGCCCAACCGGCCUCUGCAGGCGCGGUGUCUGCGCCGACGGCGGUAGGAGGCGCUGUCUCUGCGGCCGCGGCGCGGCAGUGGCUGGAAGGGCGCGCGCGCAGCCGUGGAGCCCGGAGACCCACGCGGUCAGACUCGGAAGAGAGCGAUUUGGAAGGCUUUGUGGUGAAGGACGACGAGGUCGUCUACAGCAGCGGGGAGAGCGUGUCCGAGGCGGAGACGAGCUGCAGCGACAGAUCGUCCCUGAGCGACCGCGAGGAGCGUGAGGAGUCGCCGAGGCCUCGUGGACAGUGCCUGAGGCAUGCGAAGCGUGAGCAGGGUUCUUCGCGCGUGCGCGCUGCAGGACAGAAUUCGAGGAGGGCCAGCGGACGCCCGGAGGAGGCUCGGCGCAAAAGGCCAGAGAAGUGGACGAGUGGGGAAGAAAGGAUGCACGGGAUCCGCGGACAACAGCUGGGCGACCCGUCCAGCGUGGCGGGAGAGAGGAGCGGGGGCUCUCGCAGCGCAGAGCCCGAGGAACCUCGAGCGUCGCAGUACUUUGUGGCAACGAGCAGGCGACGCGUGAGGUGCGAAGCAACUGACGGAGAGGACGGGAGCGUGGAGUCAAGAUGGUACACCAAGAGACGAAGGCCGGACCGGAGACGCGAAUAG
Neospora caninum is the source of this 5967-nucleotide messenger RNA. RefSeq lists its product as hypothetical. NCBI's taxonomy places the organism in Eukaryota, Apicomplexa, Conoidasida, Eucoccidiorida, Sarcocystidae. The transcript is spliced from 3 exons. Bases 1 to 5967 code for a protein of 1988 amino acids. The record is from RefSeq and is a predicted model, not a curated record.